UCAGCUCGAGCUAAAAUAACGAAAACACAAUAUUUGCUAAACGGGGAAAGAAGGAGGGUUACAAAAAUGGGAAGGAAAAUUGGCAAAUGAAGCAUACAAAUAACUAAUGUGCGAACUCAGGUGCUGAGAAGAAGAUAAAUUAACUAGAAAGUAAACAGAAAUAUUAGUUUUGGUGACAAUAGAAGCGAAGAGACGAACGCGAUAUUACAUGAAGGCGGCUUUUGAAGAUGUGAAGGAUUUUUUUAUUAUAAAGAAAAAAAAAGAAUUGCUGCAGUAUUUGAAAGGCUGAAAAAGAGAUUUACUAAGGAUUGAUCAAAAGUAACUUAUUCAUCAUGGACAUGAUAUCAACGUCCAGAGGAAGAAACAUUUGGUCUGUCAUACUUUUUGGCUGGUGCUUUCUUGAAGUGUUUUUGCUGACUGCCGCUGAUGAGAACGAGUUUCGUCUGAUCAGAGACGUGAUGUCCAGAUACGAUAAACGGAUCCGUCCCUCUGUGAACCACACUUUACCCACAACCAUCAACUUCAGUGUUGCUCUAGCCCAGAUCAUUGAUGUGGACGAAAAAAAUCAGAUAAUUACCACUAACUGUUGGCUGAAUCUGAAUUGGAUGGACAAUAUGCUGACUUGGAAUCCGCGGAAAUACGGUGGGAUCGAAGUAAUCCGGUUGCCGUAUAACCAAAUCUGGCUUCCGGACAUAUUAUUGUACGACAAUGCUGAUGUUGGAACAGCCCAAUCGUCUGUUAGCACCAAUGUCAUCGUGUCCGCCAACGGAAAUGUCACGUGGUUAUCGAUGUGGAUUUUCAAAAGUUCAUGUUCAAUGGAUGUGCGUUAUUUUCCUUUCGAUGUUCAGAAUUGUUCUAUGAACUUUGCGUCUUGGACGUUCGACGCUUAUCGAGUCGACAUAAGAAACUUUGCUAAGGACGGUGAUCUCUCAAACUACGUCAAUAGCUCCGAAUUCGAGAUCGUCGAGUUCAGCUUCGAACGUCACGUGGUAGUGUUCACGUGUUGCCCCGAACCUUACGUCUUCAUGACUUACACCCUAGUAUUUCAGCGCAAACCGCUGUUCUAUCUGUUUAACAUGGUCAUGCCGUGCAUACUUAUUACAUUGGUAGCGUUGCUCGGGUUCUAUAUGCCCAAUGACUCUGGUGAGAAACUUUCUAUGGGGAUUACGACGCUUCUCUCCAUGACUGUUUUCCUGAUGAUUGUAGCCGAGAGGCUUCCUCCUGUUUCCGACAACGUGCCCCUAAUAGGUUUGUAUUACGGAAUGUCCAUCGCCCUGAUUUCCCUAUCUACAGCUUUGAAUGUGUUUACCCUGAAUGUUCACCACAAAGGCUUACGUGGUCACAAAGUACCCUACUGCCUCAAACGGGUGUUCUUUGGGAUCAUCGCUAAAAUGUUGUUUUUAAAGAUUGAUCUACCUGUAGCUCCGGAGGAAGGGAUGGAACAGGUCCCUUCACCUCGUUACAUUGUGUACGACAGCGAACCGCCACCAGCCACUAACGGAAGCGGAAGUAUGCCAUCAAGACUCGGUCACAAGCCAGAUAUGGAAGACCCAAGUCAGAAGGAAUUCGUGAGAAUAUUGCACCGCGUUAACAAAACAAUUGAUAAAAACGACCAAAGAAUGGCGGAACAGGACAGACGUGACGUCAUCAACUUAGAGUGGCAACAGCUUGCCCUCGUUAUAGACAGAUUGCUCUUGGUGUUAUUCGUUGUCGUUGUCAUCUGUUCUACGUUGUCUUUACUGGUUCCCGGAAGUGAAUAUUCACAUCCGGUUGCAGAGAAUGAAUGAAUGCUUUCAGAAUACUUACGUACCAAAAUAUACCGGUUUGAACUAUAACUGUUUUAUUAUAUUGUGCACGAUGUGGAAACCAAAAUGAAAGCACGCACUACAAAAAGUAAAACCUAUCGUGUUAGUUUCUCAUUUCUCAGAAAGACCUUUCGCAAGGCAAACAAUAUAAUUAAAUCUGUUUUGCACUGUCAACAAUAUUUUAUCAUGAUACUUAAUGACCAUACAUGUUUGAUCAUGGUAUAUCAUUAUACAUAAUUGUAUUUUAUGUGUUUAUCUAUAAAAUACUUUAUUAAAUUUUCAAUAGAAGUAUUUUAAUAAACAAUUUUCUCUAUA
This is a messenger RNA of Magallana angulata, 2120 nucleotides long. RefSeq names its product neuronal acetylcholine receptor subunit alpha-10-like. NCBI's taxonomy places the organism in Eukaryota, Metazoa, Mollusca, Bivalvia, Ostreida, Ostreidae. Gene Ontology annotation, cellular component: neuron projection; postsynaptic membrane; synapse. The transcript has 8 exons. The record is from RefSeq and is a predicted model, not a curated record. Gene Ontology annotation, biological process: regulation of membrane potential; monoatomic ion transmembrane transport; nervous system process. Bases 333 to 1787 code for a protein of 484 amino acids. Gene Ontology annotation, molecular function: transmembrane signaling receptor activity; acetylcholine-gated monoatomic cation-selective channel activity.